AUGAGCAAAAAAUCACAUAGAACAGAAAUUAAACCACCAACAACCGUAACAAGAAGUCAUAUUGGAAUAAAUCCUAAAACUGGAGAAAUAGAAUUUGAAAAUUUACCUUCUACAUGGGUAGCUUUUUUUAAAAAAGCAGGAAUUAGAAAGAAAGAUUUAUCAGAUAAAGAAACAAGAGAUAAAGUAUUUAAGUUAAUGGCAAGUUCUCAUAUAGUAAAUGACAUGCAAAAAGAAGUUAAUAAUAACCCAAGUACUGCACGUGCAUUAAGAAAUUCAGUUCGUCAACAAAAAAAGAUUCCUGAAGGCAUAACACUAACUCCAAUUACCCCUGGAUUUAUUCAACAACAAAAAAAGAAAGAGGUGGAUAGAACUCUUAACCAAUGUACUUCUGGAAAUUCAUCUUCAAAGAAAGAAAUUAAAGACCAACCUAAAUCUAUUACUAAACAAAAUUAUUCAAAACAAUCUCAACCAAUACAAAAACCCGUUUCAUAUGAAACUGGAAAGAAAAAACCAGAACCUAAACAAACUAAUACUACUACACCAGUUAGGGGAAAAGUUACGAUUCCAAAGGUUUUUUGUGGAGAAGAACAACAAGAAAAACCAUUAACAUUUUAUGAAAAAAUGCAACUUAAAGAAAAAGAAAAACCUAAAACUAGUAAUGUUACAAAUAACUCUACUCUUGUUAAACAAAAACAAGAACAAAAAAAAUCUGACUUCUCUACUAAACCUACAUCUGCUCACACUUAUUCUUCUUCUUAUACUUCCCAUUCAACUCAACCUGUUUCUUAUAAUACUUCUCAUAAUGUGAAAGAAACAACUAAGUCUUCAACUGUAACUAAAAAGGAAAAUAGUUUAGAACUUAAAACCUCUACUACCACUCAACACAAAGAUGAUAAAAUUAAUCACACUUCUUCUUCUACUAGAGCUUAUCAACAGCCUCAAUUUACAAAACCAAAAAUAACACCUUCACAGUCAAACACAUCUUCAAAGUCUCAAGUUAGUACAUCAAAACCAAUUAAGUUUGAACAAAAACAAAGUAAUGAUGUUGAUAUGAGUAAAGUUUUUGCUGAACAAAGAGGUCAACUAAAAAAAACAGGUCCACAAAGACAAACACCUUCUGUCACUAAAUCUUCAUCUUCUACACAAUUUGCUCCUAAAAGCCAAUCUUAUUCUAAUCCUAAAACAACUACAAAAACAUAUACUUCUUCUUCUACAGUGCCAAAACCUGUACAUUCAACAAAUUCUAUUCAACCAACUACUAAACCCUCAUCGUAUAAAACUACUUAUGGCUCAGUUACAAAUUCUUCUCCAAGAACUAAACUUAAUACAAAUUCUCCUUUUUCAUCUCAAACAAAUGAACAAAAAAAAGAAGAGCUAAAACCAAUUAUUAAGAAGGAAGAGCCAAAACCAAUUAUUAAGGAAGAAGAACCAAAAUGCGACAUUACAGAAGUUCAUACCGUUCCAUUACCACCAUCAACUGUUCCUAGUUUUGUUCCACCACCACCUCCUCUUUCAGAAGAUGCUUAUACUACAGAGAUGACGUCUCCUAACUCUGCUCCAACUGUGUCAUUUACAGAUUUAAUAUAUGCACAAAGCAAUAACUUGAAACCAACAGAAAUAGAAGAACGACAAAAAGAAGAGGAUGAAGUUAUUACUGCACUUCGUAAUAUUUUAUCAGAUAGAAGAAAGGACAUGAAUAUGGAAGAUAAUGAAGAAGAUAGUGAGGAUGAUUGGAGUGAUGAUUGGUAA
Messenger RNA from Entamoeba histolytica HM-1:IMSS, 1749 nucleotides. RefSeq lists its product as uncharacterized. The coding region runs from base 1 to 1749 and encodes 582 amino acids. The record is from RefSeq and is a predicted model, not a curated record. Gene Ontology annotation, biological process: actin filament organization. The transcript has a single exon. NCBI's taxonomy places the organism in Eukaryota, Evosea, Mastigamoebida, Endamoebidae.